Molecule: messenger RNA, 4969 nt
Organism: Epinephelus fuscoguttatus (brown-marbled grouper)
Lineage: Eukaryota; Metazoa; Chordata; Actinopteri; Perciformes; Serranidae
Gene: palm1b
Product: paralemmin 1b
Exons: 6
Coding region: 712-1401 (229 amino acids)
Biological process (GO): regulation of cell shape
Cellular component (GO): membrane
Source: RefSeq, a predicted model, not a curated record
UUUAUGUAACAGAAUGAAGACACAUCUUGAGAAGUCUUGACAUGGAGCCUUCCCGCCGCUAGAUGGAGAAGUGGGGCAGAAAAAAAUACCACCUCUGAAAGAAUGGUCCUUUCUCCUCUGGCGGCAGAACUGGAUUUGCUCCCAGUUUUUUUAAGGCUGCACGUACACCGCUCCUCUGCAGCCCUGAAGCAGACAGCCUGGUUCCUCGGACGUCAUAUGAUAAGGCUGGAUCAGAGCCAGCAGGGCCCCCGUUUGGAGAGGAGGACCCAUAUCUCCGUCAACACGCGCAGCCAGGGCCCCCUUUAUCUCUACAAGGCAGGGAGGCGUAUCCUUUUCCCCUCUCCCACUCCCCUCCACAUACCACUCUGACUCUCCCUCUCACCCGUGCGCUAACUACACACCAACCUGCUUCAGACGACGCCCCGACGCCCAGGAGAUUUCCACGCAGGGCGAGCCCGUCGUGCGUCUUUUCUCGCCAUCCAUCGGGGUCUUAUCGUUAUUGCCAUUACUGUGCGCGCUCGGGCUGCCCGCGGCAUCACCUCAGCAAUAACAGAAAGGGUGCCAGCCACAAGAAGAAGAAGAGGAGGAGGAGGAGGAGGAAGAGGAGGAGGAGGAGAGGAAAGGGGGGUGUUAGAGUAUUCGGCUCAGAAAUAAACAAGAAGACACCCUGUUUGGAAGACGUCCGUGGCGGGAAAGGGAUCUGCAACUGAGAUGGCUGAGGUGUCACAAGAGGAGAGACUCCAGGCCAUCGCUGAGAAAAGGAAGAAGCAGACAGAGAUUGAAAACAAGAGGAGGCAGCUGGAUGAUGACCGACGGCAACUCCAGCAUCUCAAGUCGAAGGCACUGAGGGAGCGCUGGUUGUUAGAUGGAGCUCCAGCAGAGGAGGAGACUCAGAAGCGUCUGCAUGAGGACGAGGUGAAGACCAAGCUCCUGGAGCAGGUUAUCCUCAGGCUGGAGCAAGAGAUAGAAGAACUGGAGACAGACGCUCCAGCCAAAAAGGGUGUGGCCAAAGAAAAUGGAGGCGAGAACGGAGUAGUGCAGAACUCCGGUCAGACCCCCAAGAGAGAGGUGACAGGGAUUGAGGCCAAGCUGCUGGGUCCCAGUCCUGACCAAGCCAGCGCGGACAACCCCGUCACCCUGGUGUUCAUGGGCUACAAAACCGUGGAGGAGGAGCAGGAGAGCCGCACGGCUUUGGGAAUGGAAGGGGUGGAUGGCAACGUGAAGGCCGAGUUUGUUGUCAUUGAGGAUGGGGAGGGGAAAGCGGGAGGGGAGGCCGCCACAGAAGAGCAGGCUCCACCCAACGGGAGCAUGGCGGAGAAAGAAAAGGCCAACGGAGGCGGGGAGGAAGGGGAGAAGGAGAAGGAGAAGAAACAGACCUGCAAGUGCUGCACGGUCAUGUGAGCUAUGUGUGUGUGCAUAUGUGUGUGUGGGCGUGUGUGUGUGGGGGAGUGCACACCUGCACCUGUGCAGGCAUGUGUGCCCUUUGCAUGUGUCUGUAAUUGCAGAUGUGUGUAACUUUGUGUCUGUGUGGGAGAGCGUGUGUGUGUGUGUGUGUUUGUGUCGGGACUGGAGAAAAAAGAAAACAAAAAAAACGAAGUACAGUCACACAGCCAAUAUACCAACAAUGAGAGCCAAAUACAAGCUCCAGCUACAACAACAAGAACCACAAAGACUCAUAAGUACACUUUUCUCUGUAUACUUUCUCUGAUAUGUAUUUGACUUUUGAUUUCUAUUGAUAUUUUUCUAUUUUUCUGUCUUGACAUUUAUAUUGUAUUCAGUAUGUAUAUCUUUAUUAUGGGACUGUGUACUGUAAGUUCAUUGUUAUUAUUGUUGGAAAAAAAGAAAAAUGUAUUAGCUCUCUGGAUUGUACUGCUACCCACUGGGGGGAAAUCUGGAAACUUUAAAAUCAUUUAACAGCAAACUAUGAAGGACACAGAUACUUAAAUAUAUAUAUUUCUCUGUGUAGGCCUACCAAUUAUUUAUCAGUCAAUUUCAUAUUGCAAUAUUGUCUAAGAUAUUAUUUUAAAUAGUAUUUUAAUAUAUUGAUAUGAAAUUAUGUUUUAUACAAUGUAUUUAUUGUUUUGGGUUCUCUAUAUCAUCUCCAACCAUUAACUGCAUGUAAGCUUGUAAGCACUACCAGAUUCGCGUUACGAUCAUUAACAAGUGUCUGUGCUUUCUUAGACUCAUAUGUGCUCAUAUCUUUAGUCACCUAUCAGUAACAGUUGUUAUAAGUGGCAGCGUUAGAGAUGUGCAUUCAAAAGAAACCUACAGCACGGAGACAAGAGGCCGAUUAGAGCAGUGACCAUAUCGCAAACCGCACUAGCUUCUCAUAGAUACUAUAUGUGACGCACGUACAUGAAGAUCACAGCUUUUUGUGUUUUUUAAAUAAGGACGGAUACACUUGCUUUACGAUCAGUAGAGUCACGACGAAACCAUCGCGCGACGAUUAGAGGCGCUUCAACGAUUUUGUUCUCUCAACAGUAGGAAUCAAUGUAAAUCUUAUGAGGUAGCACUGCAUGAAGCCUUGCAACUGUUUUGACUGUCUUGUCACUUGUUAGGUCUUAAUUAUACGCUAUCACGUUCACAUGAAUGUAAAAAUCCAGGGGUUAAAUUGGGAUUAGUUCUACCAUAAUGAAAAGAGGCGGGCUUGCUCAGCUCAAACAAAAAAAAGAAAAAGAAGAAGCUUUUUUGUCUCUUUAUGAACCAAAUAAAAGUCUGAUGAUGCUGUAAUUUCACUGUGUGUUGGUCGGCUGCUGGUUUCUGUCCUGCUUGCUCCCAGUUUAACCCCUGACUCUUUUGUCUGUAGACCCGGGCCCAAUAGUACUUGAAUAGAUUUGCAGAAGUAGAAAAAGAUUUGGGGCAUUUCAAUAGACUAAUGAUACUCUUUGGGAACCUGAACACAACAUAAAUAAUGUGAUUGUGUCCAGGUGCCCAAGCUUUAAGUAAGUAUUGUAUUAGAAAUAGGUCAUAUUCUGUAAGAGUCUACCAGUCUAACCAUUUUAAAGGGAUAGUUCACCCCAAAACCAAAAAUACAUAUUGUUCAUCUUACCUGUAGUGCUAUUUAUCAGUCUAGAUUUUUUCAGUUUGAGUUGCUGAGUGUUAGAGGUAUCGGCCGUAGUGACGUCUGCCUUCUCUCAAGUAUAACCAAAAUAGAUGGCACUCGGCUUGUAGUGCUCAAAGUGCCAAAAAAUACUUUUGAAAAACUCAGUGGCAAUGUCUCUUUCCAGAAAUCAUGACCCAGUUACUCAAGAUAAUUCGGAUAUUGUUGUGAGCAGUUUCAUAUAGGAACUAUUUUCUUUCUACUCAAGUACACCCAACAACUGUGUCAUUGCGCAGAAGGAAGUGUGCAUCUACUCAUGGACGAGAGGUUAGUGACAGCUUGAGAUGUAAACAUUACCUCUGCAUUUUUUUUUACCUCUGUGUGGUGAUACGGCUAAUGGGUGUAGUUCGAAGAAGCGAACUAGUAGAACUAUUUCUGUCUACCAAACUACACAUCAUAUCAACUGAAUCACCCUGCAGAAGGAAAUGUGCAUCUACUGCUAGUUUACCUUGCACCUGUAACAGUGUGCAUCUACUAAACGGCGAGAGGCUCUUGCUUGUGACAGCGCAGGAUGUUAACAUUAAUGCGUCCUGCUUGGCUGAACUGUAAUGUUGUGAGCUAGCAGUAGAUGCAUGUUUCCUUCUUUGUGGGGAUGCAGUUGACAGGUGUACUUCGGUAGAAAGUAGAAAGAUAGUUCCUAUGUAAAACUGCUCACAACAAGGUCUGUUGUUUUUUUGGGCCACUUUCAGCACCACUGACAAAGUGCCAUCUAGUUCCAUUAUAUUUGAGAGAAGGCAGACAUCUCUACAGCGAAUAUCUCCAACACUCAGCAACUCACAUCCAAAAAAUGUACGCUGAUAAAUAGCACUACAGGUAAAAGGAAAAAUAUAGGUUUUUGGUCUUGGGGUGAACCGUCCCUUUAAACAGUGCAGGUUGUUAGCAAGAUAAAUCAUGCAUGUACACUAUAGCAACUCAGAGCCCUGAAAGCCUAUUGAAAUACAUUUUGGCCCUAGUUUACUCAUUUGUUUGGCAGACAGAGGCCAUGACGAUCUAGGUGGGUGACGCUCCACCACCAAUGCUUCUGCUUCCCCUCCGUGUCUGACAUUCACCCACACCAUCACCAUUGCCACCAUGUUUCAUCCUCACCAACAAACACACAAAGCCCCACCUUCUAUGCUCGGAGACACGCAGUUCAAAAACCUCUGAAGUUGGUGCUAAUCCCGAGUCUCGUUUAACCCUCGCCAUUCACCAACUACUUUCAACUCUCUCUAUCUCACUCUGUCUUACUCAAAUUGCUGGUGAGGGGGAUUGUGGGAAUUUACUGCCUCCUGCAUAUGCUCGUUGAAUAAGAGAGUCUUUCGCAACCUUCAGUGCCAGAUGCAUUCUCUCAUGUCCUGCCUACAUUUUACCACCAGAGAAAUGAUCCCUUCUAACAUUCCAAGGGGAGGUCAACAGGCGUGGACAGAUGAAAUAUAGUCUAUGCUUUCCAUAUGUACAGUUCCACUGUAAUUGUACAACUUGCAACUUCCUUUCUGAUAUUGACUCUCAUGUUUUUUCUUUCCUAUAGCCUCUUUGCAAGGCAGUAUAUUGUAUUUGAUGUGUGUAUUUUUAAAAAAAGAUGACUACAUCUGUGUAUUGUUGGUGCCUUUGUCAGGUUCAGUUGGUUGGACUUGUCUGUCUGCCGCCAUUUUCUAGACCAGGGUUUUUCUUGCUCUGCUCCUGGUCAUGACGACCCAAUGGAAACACUGCCUUCUACUCUGGAGGGGUAUGGUAGAAUAUUAUUCUCAUUUUUCACGUGAUUAACUAUAAAUAAAUGCAGCUCAGACAAUAGGUAAUAUGUAGACUACUGGUGGUGUCUUGAAAAAACUUUGUAUCCUGUAGUAACUUUUUAAAAUUGAUGAUUUUAUUGUGACUGACAGAUUUUUUUAU